UUCACCCAAGUUGCCCGAGCUUUACGAUAGAGCAAACACCGUGGCAAGAGAAGACUUCUACAAUGGAAACGGGGCAAACAAGCAGCGUCAUCCCGUCCUACCUCGGAUGGUCUAUUUUCAACACCCUAUGUUGCUGUUUGCCUUUAGGGAUUGCAGCAAUCGUUUGCUCCUGCAGGGCACAGAAUGCAAAUGCUGCGGGGGACCAAGUUAACGCUAAAGACGCAUCCAGGACAGCAAAAAUCCUGAACGUGGUUGGCCUUGUGUGCGGAAUCAUCCUCUUGAUCAUCUUCAUUGCACUUAAAGCCAGCGGCGCGGCCUAUUGAAGGCUGGGCCUAAGGAAUGUGGCGAUUUUCUUUUUUUUAUGCAGCCACGCCCACUUUAUAUCUGUCUAAUCCCA
Molecule: messenger RNA, 397 nt
Organism: Periophthalmus magnuspinnatus
Lineage: Eukaryota; Metazoa; Chordata; Actinopteri; Gobiiformes; Gobiidae
Product: transmembrane protein 91-like
Exons: 2
Coding region: 63-323 (86 amino acids)
Cellular component (GO): membrane
Source: RefSeq, a predicted model, not a curated record